CCACAGUCAGUGAGGAGUUUUCAUGGGGUGCUACACACACUGUGUCAUAUGUUGUUUAAAAUUUCGUGUAGAUCCUGAAUGAAGCAACAUGACAGGACGUGCAUUUUCCUGUCGUUUCUCAACCCAGGAUCUGCCAAGUCCCAUGCUGCAUUCUCCACCAACCAAGCAGCUUCAUAACUGUAGUUUGUGUAUGGCGUUCUCCUAGCCCUCCUGCUUGUUGUGACCAUCCUAUUGUACACAAAUAUUAAAUACUGAGAAUAUUGCCAUCCAGACUCCUUCAGGGUUGGUGUUUGAUGUUUUCUAGCAGGGCCCAAAAUGUUACAACAGACCAGGAAAAGAGAUUACUCCAGCAGCUCCGAGAGAUCACUAGGGUCAUGAAGGAAGGUAAACUCAUAGAUGGCAUCUCCCCAGAGAAGGAAGCUGAAGAAGCUCCUUAUAUGGAGGAUUGGGAAGGUUAUCCAGAAGAGACCUAUCCUGUCUAUGAUCAUUCUGAUUGCUUCAAGCAUAGACAGGACACAAUCCUUGUGGAUUACCCUGAUCUGAACGAGCCCUCUGCUGAAGAGAUAGCUGAAAGAAUGGAGGUUAUGGAAGAUGAGGAUUAUUUGUGUAGUGAAACUUUACUGUCUGAUCUCACUACAGAGUGCGAAAGCCGUGAUAUGGGACAGAAAAAGGACCAGCAGAUCAGCUUCAGUGACCAAGGUGGUAUCCUCCAUCACAGCCAUAACUUUGAGAAGUGCUACUGUUGCCACUAUGACAAGGAUGAUCCUGCUGUCAUAGCAGAGAAUGCUGGGUUCCAUGCUGACAGCUGCAGUGAGGCUGAAGACACAGCCAAAGAUGAUCUCUUCAUGGAUUCUGACAACGAAAAUGCAGGACUGAAAAGCCAAAAAGCCAAUGAUCCAGAUGCAGUAGGCACACUGAGAAAGCGAAACACAAAGGGACUUGAGUAAAGGGGACCACCAUGUGUGGCUAUAGCAAGAUUCCUCAAACUCUCAGACCUGCACUCUUUGUUCUUGACCCACAUUUAUCUUCUCCGUUUCCAGCUCUUGGCACUAUUUCCAGUCCCUUGGCCAUGAUCGCACCGCCACCACCAUCUGAAUUGGAAGCUAAUGGCCCUCUUUAAAUUACUCCAUUAUUACAUCCAGCACUUGCUUGCUAGAGGCUGUUAUGAACGGGAACAGAAGAUAUCCACUAUUCCAAUAUCCACACUCUGUAUUUACUUAAUCCUGUGUGAUUACUGCCUCUGAAUAACCACCUCUUCCUCUGAAAUGUUAGCUGCACUGUAGUGUCCUGCCUUGCCAGUAUUAGGAAUGGACUUCCUACCCCAACUGUCCAGAGCCUACCUGCUGACUUUGACAGCUAUCAGUUAUGAACACAAGACCAUUUGCAUCAGAUUAUUUAGGAAGAUGUAGAGGACAGUGUUAAGUUUUAUAGCUUCUCUUUUGCUCUGAAGCAGAUGGUAAUUAUCUCCUAGCCUAACCGGCAAGGAGAUCUGCAGGGACAACAUGAAUGACCAACUCCUUUUUCAACCACAUGGCUGUCACAGUAAUUAAUUAAUAUAUACACCACAACAGGAUAUGCAUUCCUUGACCACUGGGGCACUCUUGGCCAAGUGCCUGCAUGCACUUAAGAAAUGAAACAGUGUCUCAGGGCUGCAUAUGCUCACAUGGCUGAUUGCCUUUAUCAUGUGGUGUCUUAAUUUAAACCCCUCACAAAGUGUACACUAAGGUUUACAUUGUACAUUAUUUACGAUAGCUUCCUACUGGGAAAAUAGUCCAUAGAGGAACAAGAAGGGAAAAAUCAUAGCGAAAACAUUGUAAACUCUUUUCUUCUUCUAGUUGGAAUAUAUUUAUUUUUAAAUGCAUUCAUUGUAAAGUGUUGUGGACUCUUUAGGACCCCAUCUUGCUCCAUCUAUGCCUUGAAUAGCUUGAUUACUUUCUGAGUAUGUGUCCCAGCAAGAUUUAGCAUGGACCUCACUCAACAGAGAGACUGAAGGGAAGGUGGCUUUUACCCCCACCAUAACUUGGAGCUGGCUAAGGGUUGCUUAACUUACCUCCUGCUAGCCCCCGUUCAGCUGGGUGGGGAUUGCUAGCGCACAAGGUACGCCAGUCAUCCCACGCCUGGCCCCUGCGCAGCCCCAAGCCAAUCCCCUAUGCCAGAAGUGGUUCGCAUAGCACCAGUCACUUGGAACAUGUGGACGCCCCCUUCACCAAUGGAGCAGCUUUGUACUGCUACUGAAGGAGCCCAAAUGGUAUCAUGACGAACAAAGAGAUCAUCUGGGUUCAUGGAAACUAGGGUUUAGGAAAUUCUAAUGGCUGCACAGGUAUGCUUCUGUUUAUAAAUACAUCUCUGUGAAAUUAAAGAGGUCUUUGUUUUCAUUUGCUGUUUGCUCUACAUCUUAAAACAAAUGUAAAUUGACUAAAAGUGCCACAUGCAUCUUGAGAGUUAACUCUCUUUAAUAACAUUUGAUGCUAAAAUACAGGAAGUUCUUUGGAAUAGCAAAGUCAAUUCAGAUCCAUUCAAUAACCAAAGGCAUAAUCUGAAAGACAGUACUAAAGAAAGAACAAUUGUGUGAGCAAUACUAUGUAAGUGUAUCAAACUAUCAAGUAGCAUGUCAGAAUGUUUUUGUUGCCAUAAAGAGCUUUUAACUUGCUAGUACAGCGAGCAAGUGUCUACUUGUCUGUGUACAAUACCAUAUAGAUUACAUACACGAUGUGGAAGGCAGGGUAUAAACCUAAGUUUUUGAUGGCCACUUUACUGAGGACUGGUAAAAACACCCUUAAUAAUUCAUUAAUAUCUCAAACAUGUGUCAAUAAAAUCUUUGUACCAUGCUA
Chrysemys picta bellii (western painted turtle) is the source of this 2831-nucleotide messenger RNA. The record is from RefSeq and is a predicted model, not a curated record. NCBI's taxonomy places the organism in Eukaryota, Metazoa, Chordata, Testudines, Emydidae.